Phaedon cochleariae (mustard beetle) is the source of this 1287-nucleotide messenger RNA. Lineage: Eukaryota; Metazoa; Arthropoda; Insecta; Coleoptera; Chrysomelidae. The record is from the annotation of a GenBank genome assembly.
CAAUUGUCAACUAAAGAAACAAAAAUAAGAAGAUAUAUUGAGGUUAAUUUUUAUAAAAUUUGUUUGGUCAUUCGAAAGUUGAAAGUGCUAGAAGUUAACUAGUUAUAAUCCUGAGUUGAGAUUACUUAUUACUAGCAAAGUAGUGAAUUCGAGUUAGGUCUAAAUGCCUAUGUUGGGAAUAGAAAAUUCCAUCAUGGAUGAUUCAAAUGAUUGGAGAAAUGCAGCUCACAGUACAGGAACAUCUAUAAUGGCUGCAGAAUUCGAUGGAGGUGUUAUAAUAGGCGCCGAUUCGAGGACGACUACAGGUGCAUACAUAGCAAAUCGUGUCACUGAUAAGCUAACAAAGGUGACAGAUCACAUUUAUUGCUGCCGUUCUGGGUCUGCUGCUGAUACCCAAGCAAUUGCAGACAUAGUUUCUUAUCAUCUCAACUUUCAUGGCAUGGAACUUGGAGAAGAACCUCUUGUAGAAGUUGGUGCUGCAAUAUUUAAAGAGCUGUGUUACAAUUAUAGAGACUCUUUAACAGCUGGCAUUCUUGUGGCUGGAUGGGAUAAGCGCAAAGGUGGACAGAUUUAUUCUGUGCCAAUUGGAGGUAUGUGUGUGAGACAGCAAGUAUCCAUUGGAGGAUCUGGCUCUAGCUAUGUUUAUGGAUAUGUUGAUGCCAAUUUUAAGCCUAACAUGUCAAAGGAAGAAUGUAUCAAGUUUGUUACAAAUACUUUGGCCCUAGCUAUGUCAAGAGAUGGAUCUUCUGGAGGUGUUGUUAGAUUGGGUAUCCUUACUGAAGCUGGCAUUGAACGUAAAGUUAUUUUGGGAACAGAUUUGCCCAAAUUUUUUGAAGGUUGAGCAUUUUUUUGUAAUUUAAUAAACAUUGUAUUGAAAUAAUUCUUCUGUGGAAUAAAGAAUGUUUCCAAAUCAAGCUGUACCAAUCUUGCUAUUCAUAAUACUAUGGAAUAUUAUUGUUUUUCUAGGGCUAUAACACAAAAUUGCUUUUGUUUUACUGUAAUCAAUGAGAUAAUUGUUGGUCAUCAAUUGUAUUUUAGUAUCUGAUAUCACAAUGUGUUAUUCCUAGAGAGAAAAUCAGAUGGCUAUCCAAAUAAAUCAAAAUUUCCCUGUUGUCUGUCACAGCCAUAGAAAAAGUAGUGUACUUGCAUGGAAUACUAAUUUCCCACUCAUAUGAUUUACAUUCUCAGGGAAAAUGACUAUCAUUCCAGAACAAUAUAGUAUUCUAAUAUGCUUAUUAAUCAUAUUCACUCAGGAUAAAUAGGGUAUAUAUUUAGCAUAUGAGAAAU